Messenger RNA from Bufo gargarizans (Asiatic toad), 1452 nucleotides. RefSeq names its product keratin, type II cytoskeletal cochleal-like. The transcript is spliced from 9 exons. Bases 1 to 1452 code for a protein of 483 amino acids. Gene Ontology annotation, molecular function: structural constituent of skin epidermis. Lineage: Eukaryota; Metazoa; Chordata; Amphibia; Anura; Bufonidae. Gene Ontology annotation, biological process: keratinization; intermediate filament organization. Gene Ontology annotation, cellular component: keratin filament. The record is from RefSeq and is a predicted model, not a curated record.
AUGUCUCAUCAAUCUCAUCAUUCUGUCCAAAGCAGAUCAGGGUCUGGACACAAGAAUUUUAGUUCAUCGUCUGCUUGCUUACCAUCUAAGCACAGCCUUAGUUCUUUUACUACAAAAAACAUAUCCAUUGGCCAUAAAGCCACUACAAAUUUUGGCAGCAAAAGUGUGUAUGGUAUAGUCUCAGGUGGAAAUAAGAUGUCAGUUGGAAGAUUUGGACAUGGGUACGGAUCCAGCUUUGGUGGAUCAGGCCAUGGUUUUGGAGGAUCUGUCUGCAAUACAGGAAUUACUGCUGUUACUGUAAACCAAAGUCUUCUGACUCCAAUGAACCUAGAAAUUGAUCCAAAUAUCCAGAGAGUAAGGACCGAUGAAAAGGAUCAAAUCAAAGGACUUAAUAACAAGUUUGCAUCUUUCAUUGACAAGGUGAGGUUUCUUGAACAACAAAAUAAGAUGUUAGAAACGAAAUGGUCUUUAUUACAAGACAAAAAAACUGCCAGGUGCCAGAUUGAACCAUUGUUUGAAGCUUUUAUCAGCAAUCUCAGAAGACAACUUGAGAGUCUGACAUGUGAGAGAGCUCGGCUAGAGUCAGAAAGAAGAAAUAUGGAAGAAGCAGUGGAGGAGUUAAAGUCAAAAUAUGAAGAGGAGCUAAACAGACGCACUGCUGCAGAAAAUGAAUUUGUGAACAUUAAGAGAGAUGUUGAUGCAGCCUUUAUGAAUAAAGCAGAACUACAAGGCAGGAUGGAUUCACUAACAGAUGAGGUCAACUUCCUGAGAACCCUGUUUGAUGCGGAAAUUGCUCAGCUUCAGUCUCAGAUCUCAGACACAUCAGUCAUUGUCUCCAUGGACAACAGCCGAGACCUGGAUCUGAACAGCAUCAUUGCCGAAGUAAAGGCUCAGUAUGAGGAGAUUGCCAACAAGAGCAGAGCAGAAGCUGAGUCACUGUAUCAAACCAGGUACGAGGAACUGCGUAUAACUGCCGGCAGACAUGGCGACGAUCUACGCAACACUAAGCAUGAAAUUGCUGAACUCAAUCGUUUUAUUCAAAGACUUAAAGCAGAGAUUGAGAGUGUGAAAGAGCAGAGAGCAAAACUGGAAGCCGCCAUUACAGAGGCUGAAGAGCGUGGAGAAAUGGCUGUCAGAGAUGCCAAGAACAAACUGACUGAGCUAGAAGAAGCUCUACAGAAGGCCAAGCAAGACAUGGCUCGCCAACUGCGAGAAUACCAGGAGCUGAUGAAUGUCAAACUAGCUCUGGAUAUCGAGAUCGCCACCUACAGGAAAUUGCUAGAAGGAGAGGAAUGCAGGUUAACCGGAGAAGGAAGUGGCUCUGUUAGCAUUUCCGUUCUGCAUUCCACCAGUGGAGGCCAUGGCAGCAAUGUACAUCAUCACAAGAGUGGAUUCAGCACAGGAAGUUUGUCAGCCGGAAAAUACAAUUCAGGACACGGCCAUAACUGUUAA